Letharia columbiana is the source of this 4089-nucleotide messenger RNA. RefSeq lists its product as uncharacterized. The record is from RefSeq and is a predicted model, not a curated record. The transcript has a single exon. Bases 1 to 4089 code for a protein of 1362 amino acids. NCBI's taxonomy places the organism in Eukaryota, Fungi, Ascomycota, Lecanoromycetes, Lecanorales, Parmeliaceae. Gene Ontology annotation, molecular function: protein binding.
AUGGAAGCCAUCGCUGGCAUCAGCUCCAUUCUGCAAGUUAUCGAAAGCGUCACCAAAGUAGCUAAGCGUUUGAACGAAGUUAGAGAGAGCUACAACAAUGUCGCGCUCAACACUACCCUGGUCGCCAGCCAGCUGUCUACAAUUCGAGCCGCCUUAGAAGCUCUCUAUGAAUGGCGAGCAAGCGACCGAGACUCGACUGGACCCUCAAGGCAACUCGACAAGGACCUGGGUAUGUCCCUGAGCUGCUGUGCAAUCCUGAUCAGCGUUAUCGAUGGCAAACUGGACGACUCUGGCCAUAUGCCUGGGCUGAAACAAAAGAUCAAGUACCUUUGGCUGGAAGACAUUCUCAAAGAGUACAUAUCAAACCUCGAAGGUCAGGUCCGGGCUCUACAGCUUCUAUUGACCAUCUUCCAAUGCAGGACUGCGACGGAGAAGAGGCAAAAGCUUGCAAACGAGGAGAGUCGAACUAUAAUAGAGCAAGUGCGGGCAGAGACAGCAUCCCUGGCGCUGGACAACAUGGGUUUCCAAGAUGCGGCCUCUGUAUUGUCACUGAAUCCAUCCGUGACCCUCGAUAUCGACUCUAUACUCAUGAAAUCGCCUGCCUACAAGCGUGUGUAUGGAGAUGCGCGGCUGCGUAUAUCACCUGUAGUUAGCGCGAGUCCCAUUGGAAAUAGCGAACAGGAAGCCCGUCCAGGACCCACACCUGUCCUAAACAAAACGCUCCAACCGCCACCUCUGCCCUCACGACCAAUUCGGAAAUCGAUGCCCCAGAGUCGAGGCAGGAUCAAUGUCUGGGACUUUUAUCCUGGCGAAGAAGAGCAGGACUACAAUGUUGAUGCGACGAUCAUGGCGGACUCUAGCGAUGUCUUUGAGCUUCCAGGGGAGACGCAGGGGAGCGCUGCUGCAUCGCAACUGAAUGAAGAGUCAAAAAGAGAGCCCGAUGUCCCGCUGCAGCGUCAAGAAGAAGUAACAGAGAGCGUUAACAGCGAAGUGGAAACGACCGGCGCUGAGUUCUCCCAGGACAGUGUUUCGGAGGUUAAAUCUUUGUCGAUGCAGGCCGAGAAGGUUGUCUCAACAGCGCUCCCAGCCGCAGUCGAUGACACAGAGCAAAUUUCUGCUCUCGAGGAUUUUAGGAACCAGCUGAAUCUUGCGUUUGAAGGGAAGAGCCCUUCCCAUAACGGUGAACGUGAUUUGGGGCUCUUGUAUGGAACGGCCAUGCUUUUCCAAAGUGAGGAGAGCCAUAAAGUUGUUGUCACAAGAGACGAGACUUCGCAAGCUGUCUCUCGCAAACGUUCGAAAGAUCUCAGGCGCCAUAAGAAGCCGGAAUCUGAAGACUUGGGUCUUGAUCUCGGUGGCAAAAAAAGCUUACGAGAAGAAAUUCAGAGGCCGAUGUCAACACACUCGAGUCUCUAUGAAUGCAGCAUAAUCGCGGUGUCGAAGGAGCAAAGUACUAGGACGUCUUCUCCAUAUUCUUGUGUCUCCUGCAGGGAUGGUGGUGCAACAGACCACAUUUUGGAAAAUGAUAUACUGGAGGCGGAGAUACAUCAUCUUGUCCGUUUAAGUCCGCAAUCAGAAUACGGAAGCGCCGAUGUACAACAAAUUGCAACUGACAGAAAUUUGAUGAAUUCCAGUAUACUGGACCAGAGUCAACAGAACCCAGUGAGUGCCGGUGCUGACACUUCGAAUGAGUCACAGUCCCAGCGUUCAACGAGUGUCUUGCCCGUUUUCCCAAAGGUCACAAGCGUCGAACAACCUACGCACGUUGGGGAUCUCGCAACGCGUUCCACUCCUCCUGUAGACAAUGUUGCCAAGCCGGGGUCUGAAGAAAUCGAGCGGAUCGAGACGUCGCGGUCCACUGCCGGCCUUGGCCUGCAGCAUGUCAAGGCACCAGAGAUGAGCAACCCUCAUCCUCAGGUGAUCACAGAAUUGCCUUUAACCAUGCAACCUCCUCCUAGACGCGCUGCACCCGCGAAAGUCUUAUCUUCCCAAAGUCCACCAGCUCUUGUGUUCUCCCCAUCCACGGAAUCCAGGAAUCCUGAAAGCGAGCAAUCUACGCUAUCUUCCAACAGAGGCUCGUCUGCGCAUGAUGCAACGUCCACUAUAUCCUCUUCCGAGGCGCCUGAAGACAGCACAAUCCUGAGCUUACAACACUCUACCUGCAACACCACAGCAACUUCUAUCGGUACUCACGCGCCAGGAUUGGAUCGGGAUCAAGCGCAGUCUGAUUUACGCAGAUUACAGAACAAGCUUGCUACAGCCAAAGUCAGAGGCGACAGCCGCACAGUGCAAGAUUCUUUGCAGCGAUCAAUCGAAGUCAUCAGACGUACAUAUUUGGCAGGAUCACCAGCUGAGGACAUCAAUGCACCUGCAAACUCCCCGAAUCCUCGACUUAGCAAAGCGCGAUCAAACCUCAUGCGCUUCCCAUCUCUGCCUGGUUCAACAAAGGGUGUGACGCUCGGCGAUUUUGCGGCAUCUGGCAAUACGAUUUCGGUCCAAAAGAUUUUGAAAGAAAAGGUGAACGUCGACUCAAGAUCGGACAACUUCAAGACCCCUCUGAUGCGAGCGGCAAUGAAUGGGCACAUCGAGUGUAUGAAGUUGCUCAAGCGGUCUGGCGCCGACGAGAUUGCCGUAGAUGCUAACGGAAGGACCGCCCUUCAUAUAGCAGUGGCAAGCAAUCGAUUGGCUGCCGUAAAAUGGCUGUUAGAAGCUUAUCCUCCGCCUAGACCUGAUCAGAUGAGGCACCGACCUUCAAUACUAUUUCGGGCAACAGAUGUAGUCAAAGGCGUUAGGUCGCAGAAGAACUUGCGAGAAGCGUCUGAUGCAGAAGGCUCAAAGCCAUUACACAUAGCCGCUGAAUUGGACAAAGGAGGUAUGGUGAAGACACUUAUUGCAGCAGGCGUUGACACCGAUUCUAAGGACAAUUGGGGACGAACACCAUUUCACCGAGCAAUCAUCUCGAAACGCCGCGAUUCAUUCGACACACUAUUUCGAAGCGGUGCCAAGAUAGCCGCAGUGGACGCAAAGUCUGCAUCGUCAUUGCAUUUGGCAGCACAAGCUGGACAGGCAAACAUGAUCGAAACCCUCCUGGAAAACGGGGCAAAGCGAUGGGACUUUGAUGCUAAUGGUAAUCAGCCUAUUCACUCCGCUGUUUGGGGAGGAAACCCAUCUGCCAUCGAAGCACUUGUUACAGGAAGAGCAGACCUUGACAAGCAAACUAAAUCAGGCGAGACGCUGCUACACCUGGCUUGUCUGAAGAAAGAUCUGGAACUUGCGAAAUAUCUUCUGACGAAGCUUGUCGACGUCAAUCCUUGGGCCGGGCCUAGUUUCGGCGUGUCGCAGGUGCUGUCUCACACUAGGAUAAAAGGGUCUUCGAUGACUCCUUUACACUAUGCAUGCUGCACUCACGAUUUCGAAAUGGCCCUCUUACUCUUAGAUCACGAGGCUCUGGUCAACGCUCCCACUCCAGAAGGGGCGACAGCGCUCAUGAUGGCAGUUGAGACCGAGGAUACUAAUUUGGCCAAUUUGUUGCUCCAGAGGGGGGCCAAGGUGAAUGCUAAAGUUCCAGGUACUUUGAUCACUGCAUUACAUCUUGCAGCCAGAAGGGGAGAUUUGGAAACCGUUCAACAACUCUGCCGCCAUCGCGCGGAUGACAGCGCCCGGACAAGCGGCUCUUCAUACGGCAGAAGUCCGAUAGACGAGUGUACGAAAUGUCCCAACAAGGAAAAAGGUCAAGCCGUGGAAAUAUAUCUUCGGACAGUAGUCACCAACAGACUCAAUAACGCUCUACACGCUAACGCUCGCAACCAUCAAGCCAGCCAUCCUGAGUUAUACCAGCCAUAUCACAACCCAUCAACAGCGCAGAUACCACCUCUUGCCGGUUCUGUUAGCUAUGCCCCGUGGGGCAGGGCCCAGCAUGGCUACUCCCCAAAUCCGGAGUAUAUUGCGCAGCAAGCACAAGCGCCGAACCCGCAGUACUGCCAUCCUGAUUUUGAUGUUCCGGAUGAGCGUCUGCCGGUGUAUGAGCCUGGCCCUUCUGCGCCGGCAAAUCUUGCGAAUCAAGCGCCGGUUUACCGAGAAGGGUAUGCUUGA